UAAUAUUUAAUCUUCCGCCUGAUUGCGAGAUUGAGAUGUUUCGUCUGAUAACUCGUCGUAUCCACCUCUCCUCCACCCCCUCAUCAUCCCUGCGUUUCAAACAGGGCUUUGCACUCAGCUCAAGAAAAAUGGCAACCUCUAACACUCCAGACUUCAACAAAGUCCUGUAUGCACCUCUGUCAGAGAUUGAUCCUCAAGUGCAGAACAUCAUCGACAAGGAAACUUGGAGGCAGUUUUCCGGACUCGAGCUUAUCGCAUCUGAGAACCUGACCAGUCGCGCAACUCUCGAGGCAAAUGGUUCAAUACUGACUAACAAGUACUCGGAGGGUCUUCCAAAUGCCCGUUACUAUGGUGGUAAUGAGCACAUUGACGAGCUCGAGAUUCUUUGCCGCAAACGGGCCCUUGAAGCCUUCAACCUCGACCCUGCAAAAUGGGGUGUAAACGUCCAGCCCUACUCUGGUUCUACUGCCAACUUUGCAGCCUUGACCGCCCUCCUUCAGCCUCAGGACCGUUUGAUGGGUCUUGGGCUCCCUGAUGGUGGACAUCUCACACAUGGUUACUAUACUGCCAAAAAGAAGAUGACCGCUUCUUCAAUAUACUUCCAGUCUUUCCCUUAUGCCGUUGAUCCCUCAACACAACUUAUCGACUAUGCAGGCCUUGCACGGCAAGCAAAAAUUUUCAAGCCCAGACUAAUCAUCUGUGGUGCCUCUGCUUAUCCCCGUGAUUGGGACUAUGCUGCCUUGAAGAAGACUGCAGACACAGAAGGCGCAUAUCUCAUGGCUGAUAUUGCACACACCAGCGGUCUUGUCGCAGCACAAACACUGAAUGACCCAUUCGAGUAUUGUGACAUUGUUACCACGACGACCCACAAGACCCUCCGCGGCCCUCGCGCUGGCCUCAUCUUUUUCAAAAAAGACGGACCCAACAGCCAGGAUCUUGAGAAGCGCGUUAACGACGCAGUUUUCCCUGCUUGUCAGGGCGGCCCUCACAAUAACACUAUUGCCGCUGUCGCCACUGCCCUUUUGCAGGUAUCCCAGCCCUCAUUCAAGGCCUAUGCCAAACAGGUCAUUGCCAAUGCGCAGACACUUGCAUCUGCCCUUCAUGGGCACGGAUACCAACUCCAGACUGGAGGUACUGACAACCACCUUGUUCUGUGGGACCUUCGUCCUCUUGGUUUGACUGGCAGCAAAGUCGAGAAGGUAUGCGACCUGCUCGGCAUUACCAUCAACAAAAACGCAGUCUCUGGCGAUGCAUCAGCCCAGACUCCUGGCGGUAUCCGUCUCGGCACAUCGGCACUCACUUCCCGUGACAUGACCGAGGAGGACAUCAAGGUCGUCGCUGGCUUCCUGCACCGGGCUGUGCAGCUCUCGCUCUUCCUUCAAAAGGAGGCUGGCUCCAAGCUUCUCAAGGAUUUCAUCCGCGCUGCAACGACGAAGGGCUCAGCAGGUGCAGCACAGGUACACGAUCUCCGCAAAGAUGUCGUUGAGUUCGCACGGAGGUGGCCGCUCCCUGGUGCCGAUAUCCGCACGAUUCAGCGUCCGGCGGGUAUUGAGGAGGACUUUUAGGUGUUGACGUGCGGGGUGUUAGAGGCGUGUUCAAAAGAUUCAACGGUCACUUGUUGCACAGCGUGGGCAUUCAACAUCGUUCACAUCAGCGUGGACAUUCAACAUAGUCUACAUCUGACAAUGUAUCAAUAGCUACAGCGUAUUAUGAUUAUUUCAGUUCCUCGCUAUCUUC
Molecule: messenger RNA, 1737 nt
Organism: Suillus clintonianus
Lineage: Eukaryota; Fungi; Basidiomycota; Agaricomycetes; Boletales; Suillaceae
Product: serine hydroxymethyltransferase-domain-containing protein
Exons: 9
Coding region: 36-1565 (509 amino acids)
Biological process (GO): folic acid metabolic process; L-serine catabolic process; tetrahydrofolate interconversion
Cellular component (GO): cytoplasm
Molecular function (GO): serine binding; zinc ion binding; glycine hydroxymethyltransferase activity
Source: RefSeq, a predicted model, not a curated record